This is a messenger RNA of Acaulospora colombiana, 687 nucleotides long. Lineage: Eukaryota; Fungi; Glomeromycota; Glomeromycetes; Diversisporales; Acaulosporaceae. The record is from the annotation of a GenBank genome assembly.
AUGACAACAAAACCAACUCUUAUUGACGUUCUCAACAACGAGACAUCUUAUCCAUACUCUCUAGACGACUUUGCCACAUUCUUAGAUCAAACCUACUGUCUAGAAAACCUGGAAUUCUGGCUGGCCUCUCGUAGAUAUAAAUACUACGCUCACAAUUUCUUCAACCCGAAUGCCUCCCUCCCCUCUCUCUUGUCGGAACCCGACUUACUACUACCCAGUGAUACGUUGUAUGAUGAUGCCGUCUUGCGCGGCGACGCACCGGCCCACAGCGAAUUCAUAAAACAGAAACUCCACGAAAUAAUCACCACAUUCAUUUUACCAAACUCGCCCAAGGAAAUUAACAUCGAGUCAUCGGUGCGAGAAGAUUUAUUAACGAACGUAUUCUCUUACAAUAAUUACGACCCUUCAAUACUCGAAGUGGUAAACAAUCAUGUGUUCGAGUUGAUGCAGGGUUCAUGUUUCUCGCAAUUCCUCGUGGAGGCGGGAAACGUUGAACUGCGAAUGUCCAGCGAAAGCGAAAGUCAAGAAGAAUCCGAUAAUUCUUCACCUUCAAGUCCUGGCGUUUCGCAUUUUCAAAACGGAGUAUUCCGACGGAGCGCCAAGAACGGAAGGAAACAGAAGUUUGGUGGACUAAAACUGAAAGAGAAAUAUAAGAAAUUAACGUCCAAAAUCGGAACCGCCUUGUAA